CGCACGGAUCAAAACAAUCACAGAGAAAGACCGAGGGAGGAAGAUGGAAGGAGAAGAGGGAGAAGGGUUGAGGCUGAGCAAGAGGUUCGCCGACAAAGCCAUCGUCGGAGGAGGAGAAGUCGACUACAAGACCAAGGCGGGCACGGCGUGGAGCCACUCCUACCUCAACCAGAAGCCCUGGCACCCCCUCUCCUAUCCUAACCAGCGCCGCAAGUGGAUCGCCGAGCAGGUCCACGCCGAGCGCGAGCGCCGCGCCGACGAUGUCGCCCGCGAGUAUGCUCAGGAGCAGGAGUUCUUUCGCCAGGCUGCUCUCAUCUCCAAGAAAGAGAAGGAGAAGGUGGAGAUUAUGAAGGCUGUUAGCUUCAUGUAUGUUAGACCACCAGGUUUCAAUGCUGAAAGUGCCAAAGCUGCAGAAAUUGAGGAUGAACGGAGAAGGCAGGAGCAGAGUAACCCAACUCAGGACCCACUUAUCUGUGGAGCCUCCAGUUCAAUGCCUCCUGAGCAAAGAGAUCACCCUGCUGAAGAAAAGAAAAAACCUAGGCCAAAAGAUGUUUUCGGGCGUCCUCUGCCAACAGAAGAGGAGUUUGGGAUCCUUAAAAAUGCUCCACGGCUCGAAACGGGUGCUCCUGCAAGGGUGAAGCCAUUUGGGAUUGAAAUACGAAAUGUCAAAUGUUUGAGAUGUGGGAACUUUGGUCACCAAAGUGGUGAUCGUGAAUGCCCAUUGAAGGAUGUUAUAAUGCCAAAUGAAGAGAGUCGACUAAAAAGAGAUGAUCCGUUGACUGCCAUCCUGGCCCACACAGAUCCGGCCGAGCCUCUGAAAUGGGAACUGAAACAGAAACCUGGUAUGAGUCCCCCACGUGGAGGUUUUAAUCCUGAUGAUCCAAACCAGCAAAUAGUCGCUGAGGACAUAUUCGACGAGUAUGGAGGUUUUCUUAGCACCAGUAAUAUUCCGGAUCUGCUGUCUAGCUUUCCUGCAAGCAAACCGAAGAAACAAAAAUCCUCGAAGAGGCGAAGGCACAGAAGGCAGUCAUCUCCUGAUAGUAGAGAGGACUUUGAAGAAGAUGGAUCCUCUUCACCUUCUGAUUAUGGGGAGAGAAAGUCCAAGAAGGAGAAGAACAAGCAUAAAAAGAAGCACAAUCACUCUGAAUCGAGUUCUUCUGAUGAUUCAGAAGAUGAUAAGAAGCAUCGCAAAAGGAGCAGGCACAAGCAUCCAUAUUCAUCCGAGGAUGAUAUUGAUAGGCGUCACAGAAGUAAAAGGAGCAAAAAGAAGCUGUCGCACUCGAGGGAUUCUGAAAAAAAAGGAGUUGAUAAACGCCAUAGACAUGAAAGGAGCAGGCGGGCGCGGGACCAUUCUUAUUCAUAUUCGUCUGGGGAUUUUGAUUCUGCUAGCCAGCAGAGAAGUAGACACCGUCACCAUUAGUGCCUGUCACUACCUGCACCCUGCACUCAAAACACUUUCAAGUAAGAUUUCAUUAUGGUCAACUGCUUCGCACUGGGAAUGAGUGGGUAUGAGAUAGACACUUUCUGGGAAGCCUUGUGGGUUAUCGAUGAAGUAAGGAAAUGUGAAGCGAAUACUCUUGUAUUGUGAAUAGCUGCUUCCGAUCCCGAGGGCCUUUCGAAGCUGUCUGGUUUAUGGUUUCUCCGCGACGUGGGCUUGGAGCGGAUACGGCGAGUUGUAUCACCACCAUCUUAUGAUGUAUUUGAUUCGCUUUACAUAAUCAAAAGUCUUCUUGUAGUGAUCA
Molecule: messenger RNA, 1742 nt
Organism: Syzygium oleosum
Lineage: Eukaryota; Viridiplantae; Streptophyta; Magnoliopsida; Myrtales; Myrtaceae
Exons: 7
Coding region: 44-1420 (458 amino acids)
Biological process (GO): negative regulation of DNA-templated transcription
Cellular component (GO): nucleus
Molecular function (GO): transcription corepressor activity
Source: RefSeq, a predicted model, not a curated record